Metschnikowia bicuspidata var. bicuspidata NRRL YB-4993 is the source of this 2883-nucleotide messenger RNA. Its product is annotated as beta-glucosidase H. Gene Ontology annotation, molecular function: beta-glucosidase activity. The transcript has a single exon. Lineage: Eukaryota; Fungi; Ascomycota; Pichiomycetes; Serinales; Metschnikowiaceae. The record is from RefSeq and is a predicted model, not a curated record. Gene Ontology annotation, biological process: glucan catabolic process. The coding region runs from base 41 to 2581 and encodes 846 amino acids.
GCCGUGCCCUCGCUUCUUUUUCGGCACCAUUCAAGCCACCAUGACUGUCCCCCAAUUGGAUGUUGAGCACUUGCUCCAGGAACUCACCCUCAAUGAAAAAAUCUCGCUUUUGGCCGGAAUGAACAACUGGUCCACCGUGCCCAUCGAGCGGUUGGCCAUUCCUUCCGUCACGGUCUCAGACGGCCCCAACGGAAUCAGAGGCACGCGUUUUUUUGAUGCCGUGCCCUCCAACUGCUUCCCCUGCGGCACCGGAAUGGCAGCCACGUUCAACAAGGACUUGCUUGUGCAGGCCGGCGAGUUGAUGGCCGCAGAGGCCAAAAUGAAGAACUGCGCCUGUAUCUUGGGCCCCACGUGUAACAUUGCACGUGGCCCCUUGGGCGGCCGUGCGUUUGAGUCGUACUCCGAGGACCCCUACUUGUCGGGCCACGUGGCCUCGGCAGUGGUGAACGGAAUCCAGAAACAUGAUGUCGUGGCUUGCUUGAAGCACUUUGUCUGCAACGACCAGGAGCACGAGAGAAAGGGCGUGGACUCCAUUCUUACCGAGAGAGCCUUGCGCGAGGUCUACUUGAAGCCGUUCCAGCUCGCGGUGAGAGACUCGAACCCCAAGUCCAUGAUGACCGCGUAUAACCGUGUCAACGGUGUGCACGUGUCGCAGUCCAAGAAAUUGCUCCAGGAGGUCUUGAGGCAGGACUGGAAGUGGGACGGCAUGGUGAUGUCCGACUGGUACGGCGUGUACUCCAUGAAGGAGUCGCUCGAUGCCGGGCUCAAUUUGGAGAUGCCGGGCCCCACGCGGUUCCGAGAGCUCGUGCAAACGUCGCAUGCGGUGGUGUGCAAUGAGAUCCACCGAGACACCAUUGACGACAACGUCCGGCACGUGCUCCACUUUGUCAACGACUGUCUCAAGGCCGAAAUCCCCGAGGGGCAGGUGGAGUCCGAGAACACGGAUCCUGCUGCGGGCGAGCUCUUGAGGAAGAUCGGCGGCGAGUCCAUAGUGUUGUUGAAGAACGAGGACAGCAUUCUCCCCUUGAGCGCCGAGAAAGCCAAGGGCAACGAGGUCAUUGCCUUGAUAGGCCCCAACGUCAAGGCCGAGCGGAACUCCGGGGGAGGCUCAGCGUCUUUGCGUGCUCGCUACACCGUCACGCCAUGGCAAGGCAUCGCCAGCAAGGUGCAAGAAAAAGCCGGCCCAAACGCGGUGGUCCUCGACUACGCGCUCGGCGCGUUCUUGGAGAAGACCUUGCCGGACAUCGGCUCCGUCAUGCAGACGGCAGACGGCCACAAGGGAAUGACCGCCAGGUUCUAUGCGGACGCCCCCGGCGCCCAGGACAGGGGCUUGAUCGAGGAAAGAACCGUCGACACCACCAAGAUUUUCUUGUCUGACUACCACACCGACAAGUUGCCUGCGGGCCAGCAGUUGUUCUACGUUGACUUCGAGGGCUACUACGUCCCCGAGGAGACGUCCGAGUACUGGUUUGGCUGCUCGUGUUUGGGCACGGCGCAGAUGUUCUUGGACGGCGAGCUCAUUGUUGACAACAAGACCACGCAGGUCAAGGGCGACGCGUUCUUCUUGGCAAUGGGCACCAGGGAGGAGCGCACGGCCGUGAAGUUGGAGAAGGGCAGGAAGUACAAAUUGAACGUCGAGUUUGGAACCAGUCCCACGUGCAAGCUCGUCACCGAGUACCAGGAGGUCGGCGGCGUGUUCUUUGGCAUCGAGGCCAAGUCCACGGGCCAGGCAGCUUUGGACAAGGCCGUGGAGAUUGCCAGGAAGGCCGACAAGGUUGUCAUGGUGACCGGCUUGUCCAAGGAGCACGAGUCGGAGGGCUUCGACAGACCCGACAUGGACAUUCCCGGCUGGACAGACAAGUUGAUAGCCGAGGUCGCCCGUGUCAACCCCAACGUGGUGGUGGUCAACCAGUCCGGGUCGCCGGUGACCAUGCCCUGGGUGGACCUGGUGAAGGGUGUCGUGCAAGCCUGGUACGGCGGAAACGAGUUGGGCAACUCGCUUGCCGACGUGUUGUUUGGCGACGUCAACCCCAGCGGCAAGUUGUCCAUGACCUUCCCCAAGCGGUUGCAGGACAACCCCUCGUACUUGAACUUCGGCUCCACCCAUGGCCACGUGCUUUACGGCGAGGACGUGUUUGUGGGCUACAGGUACUACGAGAAGAUCGGAACACAGCCCUUGUACGCGUUUGGCCACGGUCUCUCCUACACCAGCUUCGACUUGGGUGCCCCCGAGAUCAGCCUGAAUGACGACGAAGUCAGUGUUUCGGUCAAGGUCACCAACUCCGGCAAGGUUGCUGGAGACGAGGUGGUCCAAUUCUACGUGGAGCCCACCGCCCCCAAGAUCAUCCGCCCCAAGAAGGAGCUCAAGGACUUUGCCAAGGUGAAGUUGGCGCCGGGCGAGACCAAGACCGUUUCGGUGAAGCUCCCUACGCUUGACGUGACUUCCUACUGGGACAGCUACAAGAACAAGUGGUUGUCAGAGAAGGGCACGUACAAAGUGAUGGUGGGCACGUCCUCCGACAAGAUCGCCGGCAGCGCCGAGUUCCAAACCAGCGCUGACAAAUGGUGGACCGGUGUCUAAAGACACCGUGGGUUGGGUGCGCCAAGGCCGGGCGCAAAAUGGCAAGACUCAGUGCAACAGGCACUACAUACACGUAAAUAUAGAUUGGCUUACUAAAACAGAGAUUGGUUUGAGCGAAGGCGUAGUAUAAAGAUGGCUCCAAAACUGGGCCUGUCGAAGAUGCUUGUUCCCUUGUACAUGCCUUUGCUUUCUCUUUGGGGUGUUCCUAUGCAUCAGAAUUAGUGGGUUAAAUGAAUACGCGUGGCAGACAAAAUUGAGCAUUCGGAGGUUUCUAAAUGCCACUUUGGACUUUUUUGGCGGGC